CCCCCAUCGGAUCCACCGACACAGCAUCCCCAGUUGACCGGGCAGAUAUGAAGCCUGCUGUGACCCUGAGCCGGCUGAUAGUGGCAGUGCUUUCGCUGUGGGGACUCGGCGUCUCGGCUGGCCUGUUUAGCCGAUUGCCAAAGAGUCACUCCGGGACGAGCAUGGAUCUCGUGCACAAGCGGGAACACUAUCGCCUCAAGACCAAGGAGGCCUUCUAUCAUGGCCUGGGCUCGUAUCUGAAACAUGCGUACCCGAAAGACGAGCUGAAAUCCCUGUCGUGCUCAGGCGAAGAUACACUUGGCAAUUUCACCCUGACCCUGAUAGACUCGCUCGAUACCGCCGCUGUCAUUGGCGACAUGGACCUGUUUCUGGACUUGAUUCAUCUGAGCCAGAACGUCACAUUCGACCAGAAUGUGACCGUGUCUGUGUUCGAGACCAACAUUCGCAUUAUCGGCGGGCUUCUCUCGGCACACGUCAUCGCAGCGACUCAUCCAGAUACCUGGGACAAGUACAACCACGGCCUGCUCGGGCUGGUCGUCGAUCUAGCUGACCGGCUCCUUCCGGCCUUCAAGACGCCGACAGGGUUGCCGUACGGCUCGAUCAAUCUCAAAUACGGGAUCCAUCCAGAGGAAUCGACGCUGGUGUGCACCGCAUGUGCGGGAACUUUCAGCCUGGAGUUUACCUGGAUCAGCAUACUCACGGGGCUUCCUGUGUACGAGGAGGUGGCGCGAAAGGCGACGAAGGCUCUCUACGACCGCCGCUCGACGCUGGGCCUCUAUGGCAAUCACAUCGAUGUCAUAACGGGCGCGUGGGCAUACAAGGAAUGUUCCAUUGGGGGCGGCGUUGACAGCUACUAUGAGUAUCUGCUCAAGACAUGGAUUGCGUUUGCGGACGAGAAUGAAUACCACGAGAUGUUUGUCGAGGCAUAUCGGGCCGUCAAAAUGCACAUGAAACGGGGGCUGUGGAACAUCGACGUGAUGAUGGACAACGGUGUGCCCAUCCACGAACGGUUCCAUUCGCUCGGAGCGUUCUGGCCUGGACUGAAAGCGCUUGCCGGAGACUUGAGCGAGGCUAUGGACGAGCUCGACGCCAUCUCCCAGAUCCUGGCAUACUCCCCAUUCCUGGCCGAGAUGACCAACAUCCAGACGUUCGAGCCUGCAGGGGAUCGACACCAGUAUCCCCUCCGUCCCGAACUGAUCGAGAGCAUUUGGAUGCUCCAUCGAGCGACCGGGGACUCUGAGUUGCUGGAGCUGGGCUUUGAGAUGUUUGAUCGGAUCGAGAAGUUCACCCGAGUCGAAUGUGGAUUUGCUAACAUUGAGAACGUCAAUGAGGCUGCCCAAGGCGAUAAGAUGGAGUCGUUCUUCCUGGCGGAGACCCUCAAGUACUUUUACCUUCUGUUUGACCACGAGAGCCCGUUCAACUCGGAAAACUUUGUCUUCAACACCGAGGCGCAUCCGUUUUUGACCCUCCCGACCUCGUACAGGCCCCGGUCGUUGUUCCAGGCCUGGGCCGAUCCGUUCACAUACUCGGCCUGGGAAUCCAAGGGAUACGAUCCAACCAAGCCGACCGCCUAUCGGGGCAUCCAGCACGACCACGUCGUCGUCGGGUUUGCUCACGGGGUGUGUCUCAAGAGCGACUGGACCGAAGCCCGCGAGAAGAAAGUCAAGGCCUGGAGGUCAAGGAAUCCGUCGAGAUCAUGAUCGGCAACAUGGAGAGAGAGAGGAGGAGGAGGAGAAGGAGGCAUGUUCCAGGAUGAAAGGACGAAAACAUGGGAUCCAGUUUCCACUGACAUUACAGCGUUUCCAAAAUGGAAUGGGACUCUCCGAUUUGAGCCAGGACUGUUGUUUUUCUGGGACCUGAAUACACCCACCCACUGAUUGCAAUC
Polychytrium aggregatum is the source of this 1885-nucleotide messenger RNA. Its product is annotated as ER degradation enhancer, mannosidase alpha-like 2. Gene Ontology annotation, cellular component: membrane; endoplasmic reticulum. Gene Ontology annotation, biological process: carbohydrate metabolic process; endoplasmic reticulum mannose trimming; mannose trimming involved in glycoprotein ERAD pathway. The record is from RefSeq and is a predicted model, not a curated record. Lineage: Eukaryota; Fungi; Chytridiomycota; Chytridiomycetes; Polychytriales. The transcript is spliced from 13 exons. Gene Ontology annotation, molecular function: calcium ion binding; mannosyl-oligosaccharide 1,2-alpha-mannosidase activity. The coding region runs from base 48 to 1700 and encodes 550 amino acids.